Molecule: messenger RNA, 4643 nt
Organism: Vidua chalybeata
Lineage: Eukaryota; Metazoa; Chordata; Aves; Passeriformes; Viduidae
Gene: GLYR1
Product: glyoxylate reductase 1 homolog
Exons: 16
Coding region: 67-1728 (553 amino acids)
Molecular function (GO): oxidoreductase activity, acting on the CH-OH group of donors, NAD or NADP as acceptor; NAD binding; NADP binding
Source: RefSeq, a predicted model, not a curated record
CGCCCCCUCCCCCCUGCCCGCGCUCCCGGCAGCCCCCGCGCGGCGCGGCCGGUCUGUGUCGGUAAGAUGGCGGCCGUGAGUCUGAGGCUCGGAGAUCUGGUGUGGGGGAAACUGGGCCGUUACCCUCCAUGGCCAGGGAAGAUUGUUAACCCGCCUAAAGAUCUGAAGAAACCUCGAGGAAAAAAGUGCUUCUUUGUGAAGUUUUUUGGAACAGAAGAUCAUGCUUGGAUCAAAGUGGAGCAGCUGAAGCCUUAUCACCCUCACAAAGAGGAAAUGAUAAAGAUUAACAAGGGUAAGCGCUUCCAGCAAGCUGUGGAUGCUGUAGAGGAGUUUCUUAGAAAAACCAAAGGCAAGGACCAGGCAUCUUCCCAUAACUCCACUGAAGAGAAGAAUCGGCAUAAUUCAAGUGAAGAAAGAGGCAAGCAAUCUGCUGGUGAAGAGAAACGCAAAGCCAGUUUGUCUGAAGGAAGGGUGAAGAAGGGCACAGGGGAAGGAAAAAAGAGGGUUUCUUCUGUCUCGUCAGAGAGAGGAUCAAAGUCACCCUUGAAAAGAGCCCAGGAUCAGAGCCCCCGAAAGCGGGGGCGUCCACCCAAGGAUGAGAAGGACCUCACAAUUCCAGAGUCAAGUACAGUGAAGAGAGUGAUGACUGGAGCAGUGGCUGGAUUUAAAUGGCCACCGAGUGUGAGUGAGCCUGUGAAAGACAGUGAUCCACACUUUCAUCACUUCCUGCUGAGCCAGACAGAGAAGCCAGCUGUCUGCUAUCAAGCCAUCACAAAGAAGCUGAAGGUUUGUGAAGAGGAGACAGGAUCCACCUCCAUCCAGGCAGCAGACAGCACAGCAGUCAAUGGCAGCAUCACACCUACAGACAAAAAGAUAGGAUUUCUGGGCCUUGGUCUGAUGGGAAGUGGCAUUGUCUCCAACUUACUAAAGAUGGGUCACACUGUCACUGUCUGGAACCGGACUGCCGAGAAGUGUGAUUUGUUCAUCCAGGAGGGUGCACGGCUGGGAAGAACCCCUGCUGAAGUAGUCUCCACCUGUGACAUCACGUUUGCCUGUGUAUCAGAUCCAAAAGCAGCAAAGGAUCUGGUGCUUGGUCCAAGUGGAGUGUUGCAGGGGAUUCGCCCAGGGAAGUGUUAUGUGGAUAUGUCCACUGUGGAUGCAGAUACAGUCACAGAGCUGGCCCAGGUGAUAGUGUCCCGAGGUGGUCGCUUUCUGGAAGCACCAGUCUCAGGAAACCAGCAGCUCUCUAAUGAUGGAAUGCUUGUGAUCCUGGCAGCUGGCGACAGGGGUUUAUAUGAGGACUGCAGCAGCUGUUUCCAAGCCAUGGGGAAGACCUCUUUUUUCCUAGGUGAAGUAGGCAAUGCUGCCAAGAUGAUGCUGAUUGUGAACAUGGUCCAAGGCAGCUUCAUGGCAACAAUAGCAGAAGGACUGACUUUGGCUCAAGUGACUGGCCAGUCCCAGCAGACCCUUCUGGAUAUCCUCAAUCAGGGACAACUUGCCAGCAUCUUCCUGGACCAGAAGUGCCAAAAUAUCUUGCAAGGAAACUUUAAACCUGAUUUCUACCUGAAAUAUAUCCAGAAGGAUCUUAGAUUAGCUAUUGCACUGGGCGAUUCUGUCAACCACCCAACUCCCAUGGCCGCUGCUGCCAACGAGGUCUAUAAACGAGCAAAAGCAUUGGACCAAUCUGACAACGACAUGUCCGCAGUGUACAGGGCCUACAUCCAUUAGGCUGCACCCUUCUUACUGUUCAUACAAUAAUGAUUGAUUAAUAUUAUUAUGAUACUGGGUUUUAACUCUGGACCAGUCCAUCUCUGUCUUUCCAUUUCCUUUUAUACACAACUUUGAGACCUGCUGUGAUGAGCCUUCCACUGUGGCAGGAGGGGGGAGGAGGGGGCUCGGAUUGUUGCAGUCUAAUUAGAAAAAUCCAUGCCAUGCACUGACAGUCAUGAGACGAAACAGCGGCAAUUGUUCAGAAGCUCUGAGGCAACUCUGCCAGAAAUCUGCUGCUUGGCUGCUUUAGUUUUCCUCUUUGUUUGCUAGUCCAAGAUGCUGUUUCUAACAAUCCCUUUUCUUCUUUGCUGUGAAGUAAUGCAAGUGUUGGACUCUCUGCAUCAAGGGGACAGGGUGACAUACAUCCCAUCUACCUGUGAAUAUCACUCGAGUCCUUGGUCCCAAGUAAGGUGAGGAGCAUUCCUGCUGAGUAGCCACUGUCAUAGAGAACAAAGCACCUCCCAUGGAGGAGAAGGGCAGUUCCAGAGGGUAAGGGGAGUUGAGUGCAACACUGUCUUGAUUCAGUUUCUUUUUAGACUUCCAGUUCCCCACCUUGAUGGAGGAAUUCCUGUACUGUUAAAGACAACACAUUGCAUCCAUGUCUUCCCCUGUACAGACAACUACCGCUUAGGGAACACAAACUGUACUGAAAAUAGGAGAAUGCCUAUGUCAAUGAGGCUCCUGAAAGGCUUAUCAUAGCCCAUCCAUAACAUCAUUGGAAAGUAACACGUUUGCAUAGAAAACUGCAAGAGAAACAUAGUGCCUAUAAAACUGGGCUAGAGAUUUUACUUGUUCCUGGCCUUAGCUUAUGUUAUGUUACUACUUGUUUGUUUUUUUUAACCCUUGUAGUCAAUAAUUACAAAGGUGUCUUGGAUUGCAGCAGUGCACAAGCAGAGUGGUGAGUCUGAAAGGGGAGAGAAGAAUGAUUCAAGAGAUUGAGAUUACUGAGCUCCUUUCCACGCUCUCUGGCCUUUGCGUGGUUGUCACAUCUCUCAGCCUGUUUGCCCAUCUAUAAAGGUGGGUGAUGGUUACCUACCUCACAGGGAUACUUUUGUGUACUGACUGGUGACCUUUAUACAUGUCAGAUUUUCCAUACAUGUUCUUAGUGUUACUAUUUUGGGUACAAGACAGCAUGCUAUAAGCCUUCUCCCUGUAUCUGUAAACUCUACUUAUAGCCAGAUACCAACUUCUAGAAAGACCAGUAACUGAGACUGGGGAGGCUAAGACCACUGCUGAACUUUAGUCUAGAGAUGGGCAACAUGAACUGCGGAUGCCAAGGCGAGAGAUCAGAGAUGCUCUCAGUGUAGAUAGUAGAGCAACCCAGAGUCCAAAGGAUGCCUGUCACAAAAAAUGCACGGAGUGUGGCUUGGUUUUUGGUUUGGAAAAAAAAAACAAUUCUCAGUAUUAGCCUUUUGGGAUUGUUCUUGCAUUUUAAAUUCAAGUGUUAGAAAAAUGCCAGUGAGAAACUUUGGCCAAAAUAACUUCUCAAGUGGUACAAUCUCCUUCCUCCCUUGGGCUGGGAUUCUGAAAGGAAAAGAAGACAGAUUCAAGUUAGGUUGUGUUCCUGACAUCUGCUCCUGCCACCUUAUUUUUUUUUUCUAGGAACUUAAUGGCUGUGUAAGUAAAUUUCCCCAGGGUUAGGAUUUCUUACCAGUCUUGCUUUGUGCAGCAUGUGUGUAUGGUUCAGGGACACCUUGUUAAGAAAGAAAGUGUCACAUACGCAUUUUGAAUCACAACAUCUAAUGCCUUAUGCUGUAAAUGUUACUUUGAGUAUUUCACGUCCUAUGAUGACUGUUCCUUGUGGGCUAAUGCUGUAUUCUGCAUUACUUAUAUCCUGUAGUGAACAUCUGGCAACAGAGCUGUCAGACCUCACUGCCUGUUGGCCACUGUGUGUGGGUGAUGGUAGUUCUACACCUGUGUUCUUUUGGCAAUGCCACUGCCAUUCUGUAUGUAGGUAUUCACAUUAAAGGCACGUAAAAUUGCCAGGAUAGUUAGCCAUUGACUUGCUUUGGCACACUGUUCUUCUCCACCCAGAACUCCACAGUUAGCAUCUGAAGUCUUUUGUUAAACAUGCUACAGUAAAAAAAAAAAUCUCUCAUACGAAUUGUGCAUUGUGGGCAUCUGAGGGAAGUUGUAGAUUUGGAGGCAGGAAAUGAGACUGAAGGAAAAAAAUCUUUUGGGAGGAAGAAGGAGGUACUGUCCCAUGUGCAGUUGAGAGUGAACUGUACUGAGCCAGUUCAGUGGCAUCCUCCACCUGUCCCUGCCCUCUUGGGCCAGAGUGACGGUAAAUGGGUGUGAGCAAAGGUAAUGGAGGAUCUUUGUUAGUUUGUGGUGCCUCUGGAUACAGAGAGAAUGCCAAAGGAAUUCUCAAGUCCUGUGACAGGUAUUUCAUAAUGAAUUCAAAGGACCAGUCCCAAGGCAGCUCACGGCUGCAGGGUUUGUUUCUAGAAAUACUGUAGUUCCCAAAAUGGAGAUGGUUAUUUCUGAGUGAGUGGCAGAUGUGGACUAGUUGAACACUGUAAUUUAUCCUGGAAGGGUCUGACUGCAGCUUUCUGCCAUUGUGGGUGGCUGUAGAGUGGCUGCAGUGCUGCCUGGACAGCUGUACAGUCACAGGUGUGCCCAGGAGGAGCAGGAGGAGACCAAAGAGCUCUGAUGUGGCUGUGAAGAGAAGGGAUGGAAAUGGGGGAAUCCAGACUGUUCCAGAUGCCAGUUGAGAUUGCUGUCAUUCUCACUCAGAUUCUUGUAUUUAUGUCUGUAGCCUCUGAACAUGGAUUUGAGUCUGUUCCUAGGCCUGAGAUUUGGGGGAGGGAAGUGGGGGAAGCAGUGGAUUGAGAGAUGCUCUAAUAAAACUGGCUAGUUAAAUGUUGUCCUAA